Molecule: messenger RNA, 754 nt
Organism: Ylistrum balloti
Lineage: Eukaryota; Metazoa; Mollusca; Bivalvia; Pectinida; Pectinidae
Product: P2X purinoceptor 7-like
Exons: 3
Coding region: 82-699 (205 amino acids)
Source: RefSeq, a predicted model, not a curated record
GCUAAUUAACACACUUCCCAACUUCCGGUUAACAGACCGGAAAAUCCCGUGACGUCACAAGGGUAGCGCUUGGUCUAAGAAAUGAUAAUGUCGGACAGUGAUAACAGCGAGUGCGAGUGGUUCGAAGACUCAAACAAUUCGGAAGAAUGCAGCCUGAAUUUAAGCUUUGAAUCUUCUGAUUACGACACGGAGGUUAUAGAGAGACAAGCUGGUAUUCAACCAUACCAAUUUGAACCCGAGGUAGAUGGUGAAAGCAGUCCAUCUUCACCUGCGUCGUCUACACGUAGCGAUGAUAAUGCUGAUCGCCUGGGAUCCUUAGACUGGUGUCUUUGCGGUAACUGCAGUCUUAUGCCUACCAUUGAGGAGUGCAGGUGCUGUAGUGAGAUACACAGUGUACUGAACACAAAAGACGACAUACCAGGGAUACAGUGCAUAACAGACCAUCCUGGAUUUGGGCCAGUCUGUUUGGAUAUUUAUGUGCUGAGAACAUCUUAUUUCCAGUACAGACAACUUCAUGGAGAGAUACCAGAAUGCCCUGAGAGAUACCGCUAUACAGCAUACAGACAAUUUGUGAGAUGGUGUUGGGGGUACUUGGGAAAAAGCAUAAGAGUGCCAUUACCUGCGUGUGCUGUGAAGAUUAUUAGAGAAACAUUUCCUGCACCAAAUGGAAAUUUUAAAGGUUUUAAUUUUGUGCAUUAAAAAUAUGUGUUGAAAACAUUGAAAGAAUGACAUGAAACAAUAAAAUUAUAAUUGA